This is a messenger RNA of Tachysurus fulvidraco (yellow catfish), 3465 nucleotides long. Its product is annotated as zinc transporter ZIP3. Gene Ontology annotation, cellular component: plasma membrane. The transcript has 3 exons. NCBI's taxonomy places the organism in Eukaryota, Metazoa, Chordata, Actinopteri, Siluriformes, Bagridae. Gene Ontology annotation, biological process: zinc ion transmembrane transport. The record is from RefSeq and is a predicted model, not a curated record. Bases 261 to 1208 code for a protein of 315 amino acids. Gene Ontology annotation, molecular function: zinc ion transmembrane transporter activity.
GACCCGAGCACAGAAUUAGUGUUAGUCCACUUUACAGAAUAGGGUUAGACUCGUUUAGGGCGCCUACAUAGGAAGGGAGCUAUUUGACAUUCAGCCACACCAGCGAAUAGAAACCGGACAGGUUCUUGUACAAACGGAAGCAACCAGGAACAUGCAGAUCCAUCAGGGAAAGUGUUCGAGUCUGAUGGAGAUAACGGAGGCUGUUUUUGGUUAAGCCAUGCUGCUGUUUUCCUGAUAAACCUACUAUAAGAAUCAGAAACAUGGAGAUGGUUGUAGCUAAAAUCCUGUGCCUUUUGGGCAUGUUUGUCCUGAUGCUGGGGGGAAUUCUCAUCCCUGUGAGAGUGAUGCAGUCGGACCUGGACAAGGCUUUGCGCUACAGGAGGGCAGUUUCCUUCAGCAACUCUUUUGGAGGUGGUGUGUUUCUGGCCACCUGCUUUAAUGCCCUUCUGCCUGCUGUCAGAGACAAGAUGGAUCAGAUUCUAAAACUGAUGAAUAUCAGCACCGACUACCCCCUGGCCGAGACCGUGAUGAUGCUCGGCUUUUUCCUUACCGUGUUCGUUGAGCAGGCUGUGCUGACUUUCAGGAAGGAGAAGCCGUCCUUCAUCGACCUUGAGACGUUUAACGCCGGCGGUUCGGAGGCAGGCAGCGACUCGGAGUAUGACACGCCGUUCAUUGCGCCAGCACGGAGCUCACAUCGUCACUCUCAUCACCACUCUCAUCACCACGGCCAUUUCAACCCAGCAGAACUAACACGAGCAGGACCGCUGCGGCUUGCAAGCCUCGUCCUGGCCCUCUCCGCUCACUCGGUCUUCGAAGGCCUUGCCCUUGGGCUUCAGGAAGACGGUGCUAAAUUAGGAAGCCUUUUUCUCGGAGUCGCUAUCCACGAGACCCUCGCAGCCAUAGCUUUAGGGGUUAGUGUGACUAAAGCAGGACUACAGCUUCAGGAUGCCAGCAAGCUAGCCAUUACAGUCAGCCUCAUGAUCCCCAUCGGCAUUGGCCUAGGAAUGGGUAUCGAGAGUGCAGAGAACCUGGCAGGAAGUAUUAUUUCUGUGGUGCUCCAAGGCCUGGCAGCAGGCACAUUUCUUUUUAUUACUUUCUUUGAAAUUCUCUCCCGAGAGCUGGAGGACAAACACGACCGGUUGCUGAAGGUGCUUUUCCUCGUCUUAGGGUAUGGUGUACUGGCAGGUCUAGUCUUCAUCAAGUGGUGAUCGAUCUCAGCGAAUAAUCAUAGUGAAUGAUCAGUAACUCGACUGACUACCAUAACCACAGGGCCAGAUUUUCUUAACUUUGUCUCUGACUUGUUUCUAUGCCCAUGAAGUCGUAUACUGGCUGUACAGAUCCAGUAGCAUAUUAGAUGCAGAAAAGCGUUUUCAUUGCAGUGAAAUGAUUUAUUACUGUCAGCAUUGUUGGACCGGUGCUACUGCAGAUCAUAAACUUUUAGAUCUUACUGAUUUAUUCGAUGCUGGACGACUUUGUGAUAAAUAUUCAACACACACUUCUUGUUUUUGUACCUGAUUUAAAAUGUAGCUUUGGAGACACUUAUUCUUUGUGCAUCCUGAAUGUCGAGCUCUACAUUUAUAACCUUACAGGCUACAGCAGGGAUCUUAAAGGUUUUGCAGCCAGGGACGUGUUUAACUUAAAUCUAUCUUGACAGGAUCAAUGAAGUUUCUGAAUAGAUCCACUGUUCGAGUAUUAGGCUAUUUGUUUAAAAUUGGUGAAAUAUUUGACUUCAUAUUUAAUGAAUAAAUUUGUAGCUUUUAUUCGCACCAUAGAGCAAUUUAUUCCUUAAACAAAUCAAGUUGAUACUGUACGUCGUAUAGAACUGCUUGUUUAUACUUUAACUAUACGAUAACCUGAGUAAUAUAUACCGUAGGAAACAAAUAAUACAUUGAACAACUGUGAUAAUGAAUUUUUGGAUUUUCGACCAUUGACAUUCACCCUUAAAGACUAGACACAAUGCUAUAGGGAAAAAACCCACAUUGCUGCACAAGUUACCUGCUAUUUUUAUAUUUGAUUUGUUUGUACAUCUUUGUGGUUGUGGUCUUGUAUUUAUAAAUGAUUCUGUUACGGGUUGAGAUCGUCUCGGUCGACCUGCAGAUUAUUUGUGUUUUUAAGUCAAUAUUAGAAGCGAUUUUAUUUCUGCUCCUGUUUUUAUUUCACCUGAUAUAUGCAAUAUUUUCUUGUACCUUCACAAAAAAAAAAAAAAACGGUUUAUUAGACGAUGAGCCUUUCUAAAGGGAAAUCUUCUGUUGUAUGUUUUUUAUUGAACUAUUUAAGGGUUUAAAGUGAAACCUCCUCUAAAUAUAUUAUUUCAUAUAAGGCUCGUAAAUGCGAACAGCUGUGACAAAACUAUCCCAAGAUUUCUGUUUGUUUCAACUGAACUGUCACUUAAAAUACUCUACUGUCUCCUCUAGGACCAAUCCAAUGAUGAUUCCAUAAUAAUAUAACGAUAACCAAUGUAAAGUCGCAAAUGAGGAGUUGGAUCUAGAAAAGAUAGAUUAAAUCUUAAAGUUAAAGCAUUAAAAAAAAAAACCAUCAUGGCCCUUCCAUGAAAUAUAAUCUGAGGCUGUAAUUUCAGCAGUUAGAUAUAUUACACUUGCUAAGAGCUUCUCAGUCACUUUCAUUUUUAAUGUUUUUAUGCAUCUCAGAAUCAGAAUCGGGUUUAUUGGCCAAGCCUGUUGACACACACGAGGAAUUUGGUUCCAUCUCAUCGGUGUUGUUACCUCUGAGAGUCACAAUAAUCUAACCUAGAGUCCUGUAUGUUGUUCAGUGAAAUCAUACAAACUGCUUUUUCUGUAAUCAAAUCAUUUUGGGCCUGAAAUAAGUUUUGUGUACAGCUCGAUAGGUGGUGCAGUUGUAGCAGUUCUGCUGCUGCCUCUAGUGGCUACAUUCUAGGUAUAGAUGGCCACAGGUCAUAUUUUUGUGGCCAUUAUGCCAUUUGUUCAACCUUUUGAUUGUACAUUGUUCCUGAUAGUCUGCAGGUGGUCCAAGGGGCAGGUUCCUGUGCUCUCGUUGCCGCGGCCCGGGUUCAUUUCCUGGGCAGGGAGCUAACACAAUUACUGAAGAGUUAAAUCUCAGUGCCGGAUAAAAAUGGGAAGUUUACGUCAGGAAGGACAUCCGACGUAAAACCUGUGCCAAAUCUAAUAUGCUCUCUGCUGUGGCAACCCAGAACAGGGAGCAGCCAAAAGAAGGAAAAUAAAAAAGGACAUUUCAGCAGCAUAACAAAUGAAGUGUUAUUGACAGUAUGAACUCUUACAAAGCGUGAAGUUGCUUCAUGUACUGUAGCUAAAGCAUGUGGCUGGAAUGCUGGUGGUAGGUUUGUCACUGGAAAUUAAAUGUAUGUACGUAGGUCUAUUUCUAAGAUGUCUACUUUACAAUAAUCCAGCUAUUUUUUACACUUCGUCUAAUGAUCCGUUUGAAUUCCUGUAUGUUUUUGAUGUCGUAAUAAAACAUAUUUGAUGAUGA